CUAGCAGCGCCGGGCGGAGUGUGAGGGCACGGCACGGCACGGCACGGCACGGCACGGCACGGCACGGCACGGGCUGAAGAGCAGCAGCAGCGGCGUUUCCCCCGCGAAAGGCCGAGGCGGGCGGGCCCGGUGGUGCUUGCCGCAGCCGUAGCGCUCCCCCGAGGCAGGGGACAGAGGCGCGGUGCCGGUGCCAGUGCGGGGAGAGAGGAGGGCGCGCCCGCCUGCCUGCGCGGGCCCGGCUCGCCACGGUGCCCUGUGAGAAGCGAGAGGAAGGGGGAGGCGGCGGCUGCGGGGAGGAGGGCGCUGCCAUCGUCCUGCUGCACGGCAAGGCCAGCUUGGCAAGCCUGGCCAUGGCCGCGAUCCGCAAGAAACUGGUGGUGGUGGGGGACGGUGCCUGUGGCAAGACGUGCCUCCUCAUCGUCUUCAGUAAGGACGAGUUCCCCGAGGUCUACGUGCCCACCGUCUUCGAGAACUACGUGGCUGACAUCGAGGUGGAUGGCAAGCAGGUGGAGCUGGCCCUGUGGGACACGGCCGGGCAGGAGGACUAUGACCGCCUGCGCCCCCUCUCCUACCCGGACACUGACGUGAUCCUCAUGUGCUUCUCCGUGGACAGCCCGGACUCGCUGGAGAACAUCCCAGAGAAGUGGGUGCCCGAAGUCAAACACUUCUGCCCCAACGUCCCCAUCAUCCUGGUGGCCAACAAGAAAGACCUGCGCAACGACGAGCAUGUGCGCAACGAGCUGGCCCGCAUGAAGCAGGAGCCGGUGCGCACCGAGGAUGGGCGCGCCAUGGCCAUUCGCAUCCAGGCUUACGAUUACCUGGAGUGCUCGGCCAAGACCAAGGAGGGUGUCCGGGAGGUCUUUGAGACCGCCACCCGGGCAGCCCUGCAGAAGCGCUACGGCACCCAGAAUGGUUGCAUCAACUGCUGCAAAGUCCUAUAAAGGCUGCGGCUGGAGCGCUGCGCACAGCGCAUGGGUCACCUGUUGGCAGGCGGAGAGGAGCGGGGUUGUGCACGCACAGGGGAUCCGAUCCGCCUGUCCCUUCCGCUGGGGCUGGCGAUGAAUCGGGCUGGGGGCUAAGGGAGGGAGCACGCUCCCUUAGCCUUGGCUGACAGGGGUUGUGCUGGCUCAGCCGUAGGGACAGAGGGCAGGGGGGGAGGGGGGAUUGCAUGCCCUGAGUCUUGGGAACAAAGCAGGGAGAAGCCUCCUCCUACCACCGGUCCCUGCGAGUUCAUCGCAGACUCGAGAAAAAGCUGCUGAGACUGGACUGAGCAAACGCUGCACCCGCCUCUUCCCCAUUGCCCACCACCUGCUGCUCCCAGCUCCCAGACAGCCUCCUCUCUUUUGCAAGAGGAGAGCGGUGGAGCCCAGAUGCUUGAAGGACUUCUGCCUCCUGCCUGCAUGUGCCUGCCCGCCAGGCGGGCUGGGGAAGGGGGCUGCCUCCCCGGGCUGCCCACAGCAUCCUCACCUCUCCGGCAGAUGUUUCGGCCUGAGCCUGACCUCCUGAAGUUAGUGCCCUGAAGACUGAGACUGGGAGGGGAGGGUCAUCCCUAGCAAAGCCUGUAUAUAUCUUACCUUUUCUGUCUUGUGCAAACUGGGGUCGUGCAGGGGGUGCUUAUUCAAAGAGGUGGGAUGGGGUUGCCCAGCUGGGACUUGUGUUGUGCAAAGGAACUUGCCCUGAGUGACUAAUGCCUGCUGUUAAUGCCAGCCUUCAACUGACUCCAGCUGCAGAAGCCACCAGGCUGGAAAGUGAAGCUGACCUGCUCUGUCCUCAUUGCUGGACAUCCUCCUCCUGACAGACUAGGCAAGAUGAGCCUGGGGGAAGGGGAUGAUAUUGCCAUAUUAUGAUCUUGGUGCCUGCUCCUUCCUUUAAUGUUGUCUUCUGCAAGUGUGUUGGUUUGGGUUUAUUUAGAAGUUUUAUUUUAAAAAGAAAUUACUUUGCACAACUUGGUGGAUUUAUUUUUUUUUUUUUUAAAUUAAAACACUCGAUGCACUUGUCAUCUGCUUACAACACUGUAGCAAUGUUCUUGGAAAUGUUCUUGGUAACCUCAUCUGGGUCUUGUUUUAAAUUGAUUUCAACACAGGAAAAACUAAACCACUGUAUCCUUUUGCCUUCGAAAAAAAUGGGCGAAAGCACUGUUCUUUAUGCAGUGACUACAUCAGACUUUAGUACUAAAGGGCAGUUUAAAGAAUCUAGGUUUAUUUAAAACUUAUUUUCACAGGGUAGCCAACCCAGGUGAAAAUAAUUGUGUUUCUCUGAUUCAGAGAACAAAUGUAUCCAUUUAUGUUUACUUUUCUCCCUCUUCCCUUAACAGUGGUACUGAGACUGUUUUGUUGUUUCAUUUUGUUUUGGUUUUUUUAAAUAAACUGAAGUGGCAAAAACUGAGAUGUAUAUGAUGUUUACAUAAAAUUAUGAACUGUGUAUGCAGUUUUUUAUGUAAAGUAUUAAAAGAUUCUAUGCUGACACUUGA
This is a messenger RNA of Calypte anna (Anna's hummingbird), 2470 nucleotides long. It is a transcript of the gene RHOB, whose product is annotated as ras homolog family member B. Bases 351 to 941 code for a protein of 196 amino acids. Lineage: Eukaryota; Metazoa; Chordata; Aves; Apodiformes; Trochilidae. Gene Ontology annotation, molecular function: GTPase activity; GTP binding. Gene Ontology annotation, biological process: small GTPase-mediated signal transduction. The transcript has a single exon. The record is from RefSeq and is a predicted model, not a curated record.